Molecule: messenger RNA, 2051 nt
Organism: Anguilla anguilla (European eel)
Lineage: Eukaryota; Metazoa; Chordata; Actinopteri; Anguilliformes; Anguillidae
Gene: fkbpl
Product: FKBP prolyl isomerase like
Exons: 3
Coding region: 68-1324 (418 amino acids)
Molecular function (GO): protein binding
Source: RefSeq, a predicted model, not a curated record
UUCCUUUAUUGGGAGUAGUACAUUCAUACUUGAUUGUUGUGUUCACGUCUGAUAUAGGCACGCCGCCAUGAAGACCGUUUGUGACUGGGAGGCAGAGGGAGGCGACUGCGGUGGUGAUGUCACUUCCUGGGUAUCGGCCUGUCCAGGGGGAUUUUGGAAGGUCUUUAGGAAGAGGACCAGUGAGAGGGGCACAGGGGAUCAGACCCCAAAAAUGGGUUCACUGUGCAGAGUCAGGGUGCGGGAGAAAGCAGAGGAGAGCGCUGAGGCUCUGGGGCGGAGCUUGCCUUGUGCAGGGAAGGAUGGCGAGCCAACCAACGCCCAUGGCCACGCCUCCACACAGGCCACGCCGCUCCUGCGCUCUACCACCACGGUGCUGCAGGUGCCCCUGGACACCUGGGUCCUCCUGCAAUUGGGAGAGGGGCAGUGUGAUGUCAUCGAAGGGUGCCUGGAGGGGAUGAAGGAAGGAGAGAUGUGUGAGCUGCUGGUUUGUGCUCUGAAUGCGGACUCCAGACCUAGGCCUGGACCAGGUCAGAUGAGCAGCAUGUCUGCACCGGACUCCAAGGGAGAGGGAGAGGGGAACGCGGAGCAGCACCCUGGGACAGGACAGCUCCCUGCCGACCCCCUUCAUUUUAUGGUGGAGCUUCAAUCUUUUACGCCUGGCCGGGAAUCUUGGGAAAUGAGUGCUAGUGAGAAAUGGGAGUGGGUGAAGAAGCAGAGGGAGAGGGGUGGACAGAGGUUUCGGGAGGGAGACCUGUGGGGAGCAGCAGACUGCUACAGCCGAGCCCUCAAGCUGCUCAUCACCCUGAAAGGAGAGAAGGGCGGAGGAGAGACAGACAGGAAGGAAGGUGGUGGAGAGAUGGAAGGGGAGGAAAAGAAGAAUGUUCCAGAAGGAGGGGUAGAGGGAGGCAGUGGAGGAGAUGGGGAAAAUAUAGAGGGCGGAGAGGGGGCACAGAAGGACCCUGCGAUGGCAAUUAAAAAAUACGCACAGGAAAAGAUUCCGUUGGAUGACGAGUACAAUGUGGUCAGGGCGGGGCUGCAUUCCAACAUGGCGCUGUGCCAGCUGAAACUGGGCCAGCCAGCCAAGGCCCAGCGGAGCAGUGCCAGGGCCACUGAGCUGGACCCAGCCAGUACCAAGGCCUGGUACCGGCUAGGCCAGGCCUGUUGCCAGAUUGGGGAGCUGGGGAUGGCUCGUACUGCCCUCAGGAAGGUUCUGGAACUGCAGCCGGGCUCUCCGUCAGCCUUGAAGGCACUGAGGGAGGUGGGAGUGCAGGAGAAAGAGCAGGACACUAAACUGGGCCACAGACUCAGUAAGAUGUUCAACUAGGCCUCCCUCUCCACUAUCCUGACACUGGGCUCAUUGGCAGGUUCCAACGAGGACCAAAUCAGACAGGCUUCAGCACUCUACCCAUGUUCAUGGGGCAAAACCACAACCUAGGGUAGGGUUUCCAACCUUGGUCCUGGAGAGCCACAGGGUCUGCUGAUUUUUGUUUUCACCUUGUAUUUGGAAGAAAACAGCAGAAUUGAGUUAAUUGUGCAAUCAACUGCUUUUGUUUACAAUUAAGUGCUGAGUAACAACAAACGCCAGCAGACUGAAACUGAACUGAAAUCACUAUCUUACUGGCAAGUUUAGGGAGUCAUGGGCUAACACUGAUAACCACCUGAGAAUUCUUUCAGACCGCUCGUACAGAAAUACGAGGCUGAUGGUCUGAGGCUGAUGAUCUACGUCCAUUCUUCAGAAGAGUGAAAGAAGUCUGAGGUUUCUCAGAACUUCUGAGAUGAGUUGAGAUUUUGAAUGUAUUUCAUUGUCUGAAAAAUACUUCCUUUGUGUAGAUGUUGUUUACAAUGAAUUGCACAUUGUCGAGCUAUUGCCUCUGUGAUGACCAAAAGGACAGAGCCAGUUUCAGUUAUGAUGAUGAGGAACAUCAUGACUGAAGUCAGUGACAGGUUGGUUGAUAAACACCGUACCUGCUAGUGGCCUGUUGGCUUGAAAAUGUUCAAAAUUUGGUAAUGACUUUGUUUUCACAGUCUGAAUAAAUUACUCCAGAAUUGAU